Messenger RNA from Neoarius graeffei (lesser salmon catfish), 4128 nucleotides. It is a transcript of the gene chsy1, whose product is annotated as chondroitin sulfate synthase 1. The record is from RefSeq and is a predicted model, not a curated record. Lineage: Eukaryota; Metazoa; Chordata; Actinopteri; Siluriformes; Ariidae. Gene Ontology annotation, molecular function: glucuronosyl-N-acetylgalactosaminyl-proteoglycan 4-beta-N-acetylgalactosaminyltransferase activity. Gene Ontology annotation, cellular component: Golgi cisterna membrane. The transcript is spliced from 3 exons. The coding region runs from base 425 to 2842 and encodes 805 amino acids.
CCCACACCGCAGAAGAAGAGGUAAAAGCAGACGCAGAAGAAGAAGCAGCCGCGUCGCUGCAAAGCGCUCAGCUCUUCAGUCGCUCGCACAAUGGCGAGAUAGUCAGUCAGUCAGGAGGAAUGGGAACGCUGCUCGUUGUCUGGACUCCGUAAAUCUGUUGCAUGAGAGCUGGGAUUUGUUGUAGCUCGACCGGGGAGCGCUGGGUGAAGCGGCGGAGGGCGCAGUGCGGCGGGAAUGUGGCGGAAAGCUGUGCGCUUUAGUGGCAGGAGACGCUUUGCUACCAUGAGAGCGCGCGAGCCGGGUUUCCAGCGGGCGGCUUGUGUUUAAAACCGGCCUACAGUCUCUCACGCGCACACGCGCGCGCGCGCUUACCCGAGGAGAAGCGGGAGAUCGUGUGGCUUUUUUUUGUUUGUUUUUUGGUGGAAUGGCAACCAGAAGUCGGAGAGCAUGGUUCAGUGUGCUUUUGGGAUUGGUGAUGGGCUUCACUCUGGCUUCCAGGCUCAUCUUACCCCGCGCCACGGAGCUGAAGAAAGCCGGGCAGAGGCGCAGUGCGAGCGGCGGGGGAGGCUGCGGCAUCAGCGGCCCGCUGAGGAAGGAGCACGGCGGGGGGGUGCGGUGGCCGGCGCAGGGGAGCGGCAUGCUGCUGCCGGCGCCAACAGAGAAAGCCGUCCAGAGUAGCCAUAAUUUCCUCUUCGUGGGUGUUAUGACCGCACAGAAAUACCUGAACAACCGCGCAGUGGCGGCUUAUAGGACCUGGGCUCAGACCAUUCCAGGCAAAGUGGAGUUCUUCUCUAGCGAGGGUUCAGACACGUCCAUCCCCAUCCCUAUUGUGGCCCUGAAAAACGUGGACGACUCUUACCCUCCCCAGAAGAAAUCCUUCAUGAUGCUCAAGUACAUGCACGACCACUACCUGGACCGGUUCGAGUGGUUCAUGCGUGCUGACGAUGACGUCUACAUCAAGAGUGAACGCCUGGAAAGCUUCCUGCGAAGUCUGAACAGCAGCGAGCUUAUUUUCCUGGGCCAGACAGGGAUGGGCGCUCGUGAUGAGCUGGGCAAGCUGGCACUGGAGCCUGGCGAGAACUUCUGCAUGGGAGGCCCGGGCGUGAUCAUGAGCCGCGAGGUGCUGCGAAGGAUGGUGCCGCACAUCCGCCAGUGCCUACAGGAGAUGUACACCACGCAUGAGGACGUGGAGGUGGGACGCUGCGUGCGCCGAUUUGCCGGGGUGCAGUGCGUCUGGUCUUAUGAGAUGCAGCAGCUGUUUUAUGAAAACUACGAGCCAAAUAAAAAGGGCUACAUCCGGGAUUUGCACAACAGUAAGAUCCACAGAGCCAUCACACUCCAUCCCAACAAGAACCCACCUUAUCAGUAUCGGUUGCACAGCUACAUGCUGAGCCGCAAAAUUGCUGAACUUCGCCACCGCACCAUUCAGCUUCACCGCGAGAUUGUGCAGAUGAGCCGAUAUGGCAACACGGAAGUGCACAAGGAGGACAUGCAGCUUGGUAUACCUCCGUCGUUCAUGCGGUUUCACCCACGCCAGCGGGAAGAGGUGCUCGAGUGGGAGUUCCUUACUGGGAAGUACAUUUUCUCUGCCUUGGAUGGGCAGCCCCCACGUCGUGGCAUGGACUCCUCCCAGAAAAUGGCACUGGACGACAUCAUCAUGCAGGUUAUGGAAAUGAUUAAUGCCAAUGCGAAGACACGAGGGAGAGUCAUCGACUUCAAAGAGGUUCAGUAUGGCUACCGGAGGGUUAACCCGAUGUAUGGAGCUGAAUAUGUGCUUGACCUGUUGCUACUUUACAAAAAGCACAAAGGGAAGACCAUGACAGUACCUGUCAGGAGACACGCUUAUCUUCAGCAGACCUUCAGUAAGAUCCACUUCUUGGAAGAGGACGAGAUGGAUGCUCAAGCACUGGCUGCGAGGAUCAACCAGGGAUCGGACUCGCUGUCUUUCCUCUCCAGCUCCCUGAAGAAGUUUGUGCCUUUCAAGCUUAGCGGCUCCGGCUCAGACAAGCAAGAACCCAAAGAGAAGAAGGUCAACAUCCUCGUGCCGCUGGCGGGACGUUACGAGAUAUUUGUACGCUUUAUGGCCAACUUUGAGAAGAUCUGCCUCAUUCCAAACCAGAACGUCCGCCUGCUGAUUCUUCUCUUUAACACCGACAACAACACUGAGCGUGUGAAGCAGAUCGAGCUGAUGCGAGAGUAUCGUUUGAAGUAUCCCAAAGCAGACAUGGAGAUCGAGCCCGUAUCCGGCCCCUUCUCCCGCGCCCUUGCCCUGGAGGUCGGCUCCGCCCAUUUCAGCAACGACUCUUUGCUCUUCUACUGUGACGUGGACUUGCUAUUCACAGCCGAAUUCCUCAAGCGUUGUCGUGCAAAUACCAUAUUCGGGGAACAGACCUACUUUCCGAUCAUCUUUAGCCAAUAUGAUCCAAAGGUUGUCUAUGCGGGAAAAGUACCGAGCAACAACCACUAUGUGUUCACGUCCAAAACAGGCUUGUGGAGACACUUUGGCUUCGGCAUCGUCUGCGUGUACAAAGGUGACCUGGUUAAAGCGGGUGGCUUUGACGUCUCCAUCCAAGGGUGGGGAAUGGAAGAUGUGGACCUCUUUAACAAAUUUGUCCAGUCAGGGAUUAAACUGUUCAGGAGCACAGACACUGGCAUAGUGCAUGUACAUCACCCUGUCAUAUGUGACCCCAACUUGGAUCCCAAACAGUACAAGAUGUGCCUGGGUUCCAAAGCCUCAUCCCAUGGUUCAACACAGCAGCUGGCUGAACUGUGGCUGGAGAAGAAUGACCAUGGCUUCCGAAGGAUCUCUAGUUCAAACAAUGGCUCAAUGAGGACAGCAUAGGCCCUGCAAGCAAGGACCUCGACCUGCCUGUCUUCCUCUUUAUGGUGUUUUCAGCUACCUAAUUUAUUUUUUCAUAAAAAGGACUUCUGUGGUUAUAUUUUGAAAUAACUCUUUAUAAAAAAGUAUACAAAAAAAAGAACAAGGACCUUAACAGUGCCAGAAAUUGGUUAUAAAACGGACCCCCAACUGUUGGAACACUUUAACGUGUUUUGUUUCACAAACCCCAAAAAACAGCAUUGUAUUUAUGGCACCUCAUGUGAGGACGCCAAGUGUACUGUGUACCUCAGUGAUGUGCACAUCUGUGUGUGUGUGUGUGUGUGUGUGUGUGUGUGAGAGCGAGCGAGUGGAGAGACUCUUUCAUGAGGGUCUGACUUCAGAUGUGCAAACGUGGUGUUGAGGAACAAUUUAAUGUAUUAUUUGUGAAUGUUUACAGGAAGCCUCACAAACCCGUUUGUCAGAAAAGCUGACAAAAUAACUAAAUUAUUGCAAUUAAGGGCCAUAAAACCUGUCUGCAUUUCUGUUGAUCCCGAUAUUUUUUUUUUUUUCUGUAAUGACACUGUUCUGUUUUGUUUAUUUCAUGAAUUUUGACUUGUGUGAAUAGAACUGCUGGAUCUAGGUUUUGACUUCCAACUCAUUCCCGCUGUCUAAUUUAUUGAUUCAUGCAGUCUUUUGUAGCGUUAUCAGACUGCUGUUGUGUUAGAUUGUAUUCGAUCGAUCCAGCCUGAUCAUCGAGUUGUUUUUGUUACUCCAUUAAUUUGGUUACCAAAGAUUUUUUUUUUUUUUUGCACAGUUGCUGUAGGUGUUUGUGUGUGGGUGUACACGUGUGGGUGUGUAUGCAGGCGGUAGCACAGUCAUGAACAUUAGGAAUGAGGUACUGACAGUUGGAUUAUUUACAAUGCUCCUGCAACUUAUGACCUUUUAUGUAGGAAAAAAAAAAUCAGAUUUGGUGUUUGUUUGUUUUUUUUUUUUUUUUAUUUCUACGAAACGUCUUACCAAAUCUGUGCAGCUUUUUUUGUUUGUUUUUUACUUUUUUCUCUUGUUACACCUUUAACAUUGUAAAGCAAUUUGCAGGACCUUGAUCAAUCAUUUCUCCAUGGUGGAGCUAUGCUGUGUGGAGGUGGGGGAUGUUGCCAACCACCUCACCUAUGGGACACAUGGACUGCUCUUCCUCACUGUUUGACACACCAUCUUUCUGGGGGUUAUUUUGUACUUCUGUUUGUUUAGCCUCACAUCCCACUGGGAAAAGGUUAUAUAUUAAUAAAUGGGGAAAAAAAAAGUUUGUUAAA